Molecule: messenger RNA, 270 nt
Organism: Opisthorchis viverrini
Lineage: Eukaryota; Metazoa; Platyhelminthes; Trematoda; Opisthorchiida; Opisthorchiidae
Exons: 3
Coding region: 1-270 (89 amino acids)
Source: RefSeq, a predicted model, not a curated record
AUGCAGAAAACAAUUGAACUAUGCUCACAAAAGUCGUUUAGCCCUGUCAGUUUCCCUGCCCCAUAUGACCUGAACAGUCGUUCACGCGGUGUAGUCAGCUUGGUGCCCGGCCAUUCACAAACAGGCCCGUCGAUGCAACGUUCUACAUGCCUAGUGUUUUCCCAUCCUCCUACAUGCACCCCAUAUAUUUUCCGCCACCUACCUGUGUUGGUACAGUUGAACGGUGCUGGUCCCGUGCGUACCGUAACGUACUCACCCCAGGAACAUUAG